Gongylonema pulchrum is the source of this 210-nucleotide messenger RNA. The record is from the annotation of a GenBank genome assembly. Lineage: Eukaryota; Metazoa; Nematoda; Chromadorea; Rhabditida; Gongylonematidae.
AUGUCGGGUUACUCGGGUGAUGCAAACGUCAAGGCUGUCCAGGUGGUACCGAUGUCGAGGCUGCCCGCGUGGUUCCAGUUUCGUGGCUGUCCGCGUGGUGCUAAUGUCGAGGUUGCCGCGGUGGUGCUGAUAUCGAGUCUGUCCGGAUUUCGCGAAGUCGGGGCUGUGCUAGAGAUUAUGCGGGCAAUCGGCUCGCCGGGACGAAACUGA